Messenger RNA from Dothidotthia symphoricarpi CBS 119687, 1775 nucleotides. RefSeq names its product glucose-6-phosphate isomeras-like protein. Gene Ontology annotation, molecular function: monosaccharide binding; glucose-6-phosphate isomerase activity; carbohydrate derivative binding. Gene Ontology annotation, cellular component: cytosol. The transcript has 5 exons. Gene Ontology annotation, biological process: glucose 6-phosphate metabolic process; gluconeogenesis; glycolytic process. Lineage: Eukaryota; Fungi; Ascomycota; Dothideomycetes; Pleosporales; Dothidotthiaceae. The record is from RefSeq and is a predicted model, not a curated record. Bases 15 to 1670 code for a protein of 551 amino acids.
CUCUAUAGCACAACAUGCCCGGCUUCGCGCAGGCGUCUGACCUCAAUGCCUGGUCGGCUCUCCAGGACCACCACGAGAAGCUCGGAAAGGACAUCGUCUUGAAAGAGUACUUCAAGAAGGACCCCAAGCGAUUCGAGAAGUUCAGCCGUACCUUCAAGAACGACGCGGAAGACUCAGAAAUCCUGUUCGAUUUCUCCAAGAACUUCAUCACCGAUGACACACUGAAGCUCCUAGUUGAGCUGGCCAAGGAGGCUGGUCUCGAGAAGCUUCGCGAUGACAUGUUCGCCGGCGAGAAGAUCAACUUCACCGAGGACCGUGCUGUCUACCAUGUCGCUCUCCGCAACACUUCGAACAAGAAGAUGGAGGUCGCUGGCAAGAGCGUCGUCGAGGGCGUCGACGACGUGCUGGACCACAUGAAGGAGUUCACCGAGCAGGUGCGCAGCGGCGAGUGGAAGGGCUACACCGGCAAGAAGAUUGACACUAUCAUCAACAUCGGUAUUGGUGGUUCCGAUCUUGGCCCAGUCAUGGUCUCCGAGGCUCUCAAGCCUUACUCCGACCGCAGCCUCAAGAUCCACUUCGUCUCCAACAUCGACGGAACCCACAUCGCCGAGGCGCUGAAGGACUCCAACCCCGAGACUUCUCUCUUCCUCAUUGCCUCCAAGACCUUCACCACAGCUGAGACAUGCACCAACGCCAACACUGCGAAGACAUGGUUCUUGAAGAGCGCCAAGGAGGAGGACAUCGCCAAGCACUUUGUGGCUCUGUCGACCAACGAGGCCGAAGUCACCAAGUUUGGUAUUGACAAGAAGAACAUGUUCGGUUUCUCCGACUGGGUUGGUGGACGUUACAGCGUCUGGAGUGCCAUUGGUUUGAGCGUUGCUCUUUACAUUGGCUUCGAGAACUUCCACCAGUUCCUGGCUGGUGCACACUCCAUGGACAAGCACUUCCAGGAGACUCCUCUGGAGCAGAACAUUCCCGUUCUUGGUGGUCUGCUUAGCGUGUGGUAUUCGGACUUCUUCGGUGCCCAGACACACCUUGUUUCGCCCUUCGACCAGUACCUCCACAGGUUCCCUGCUUACCUCCAGCAACUGUCUAUGGAGUCGAACGGAAAGGCCAUCACUCGCAGCGGCGACUACGUAAAGUACACCACCGGCCCAAUCCUCUUCGGCGAGCCGGCCACCAACGCACAGCACUCUUUCUACCAGCUGCUCCACCAGGGAACCAAGCUGAUCCCCACCGACUUCAUCAUGGCUGCCCAGAGCCACAACCCAGUUGACAACAACAAGCACCAGAAGAUGCUUGCUUCCAACUUCUUCGCACAAGCCGAGGCCCUCAUGGUCGGCAAGACGCCUGAUGAGGUCAAGGCUGAGGGUGCUCCCGACAACCUUGUUUCCCACAAGACCUUCUUGGGCAACCGACCUACGACAUCCAUCUUGGCCGACAAGAUCACGCCCGCCACUCUUGGUGCGCUGAUUGUCUACUACGAGCACCUCACCUUCACCGAGGGCGCCAUCUGGAACAUCAACAGCUUCGACCAGUGGGGUGUGGAGUUGGGCAAGUCCCUGGCCAAGAAGAUCCAGGCUGAGCUUGACGACAGUGCCGAGUCUACGUCGCACGAUGCCAGCACAAGCGGCCUCAUCAACGCAUUCAAGAAGAAGGCGUCUUUGUAGAUGAUGAAAAUGGCGUGCGAGAGCGACAGCUGUAAUGGCUGAUGAAUUGACGACUUUGGAAAAUGAACUAUAUCAUAAGGAUCCUGAAUGAGAUGGACAAUUGAA